GUUACGCAUCACAUUGAUUUGUUAUCUAACUGCGUCAACGAUGCCUGAACCCGCCAAGGCUGCGCCCAAGAAGGGCUCCAAGAAAGCCGUGACCAAGACCGCCGCUAAAGGCGGCAAGAAGAAGAGGAAGACCCGCAAGGAGAGCUACGCCAUCUACGUGUACAAGGUGCUGAAGCAGGUCCACCCCGACACCGGCAUCUCCUCCAAGGCCAUGAGCAUCAUGAACUCGUUCGUCAGCGACAUCUUCGAGCGCAUCGCCGGCGAAGCCUCCCGCCUGGCGCACUACAACAAGCGCUCCACCAUCACCUCCAGGGAGAUCCAGACCGCCGUCAGGCUGCUGCUGCCCGGGGAGCUGGCCAAGCACGCCGUGUCCGAGGGCACCAAGGCGGUGACCAAGUACACCAGCUCCAAGUAGACGCUGCUACGAGCACCAGAAAACACAAAGGCUCUUUUAAGAGCCACACACUGAACUAAAGGAAAAUAGAUCUGUUUCUGAGGUUUUUUACGUGUUUGGGUGAUAGUUGUCAUUGUUACGAGUUAUUAGUGAUGGUGAGAUGAAGCCACACACAGGCAUUGAACUACUGAGCCAAACAGUUCAAAAAUGGUUCAUCUCUAGAAAACUUAUGUGCACACAAGGCCACCUAGUGGCAAAGUGUAUAAUCACAGGCAGCUGAACCACAUAAUGCGUGAUGCAUUAAAUUCAGCUGUGCCUGUUAAAUGUAUUUAAUGUAUUGUUCCCGCAAAUGGUGAGAUGAUCAGGCAGAGGACUGUGAAAGUAUUAUAACAGAAUUACUGACUACACCUGGACCUGGAAUAUGUUGGAAAAGGUGAAUCAUGUCAAUCAAAGAAAGCAGAAAAAGACUAACAUCACCUCGUCAAUAAACCAGAAACUGUUAAUAAACCGUCACCAUUAAAAUACACAAUUGUAGCUUCCAAACAUUUUUAAAGUUCACAUGAUAUAACCCAUGUCUUGGUGAAUGUUGGUAUGUCUGCUCUGCCUUUGUGUUCAUGGCUGUUUGCUUCAACCUAAUGCCUUACUUUUUCAAUACACUCAGAAUAGCACAUCAAAUACAUAACAUUCCACAU
Betta splendens (Siamese fighting fish) is the source of this 1086-nucleotide messenger RNA. RefSeq names its product histone H2B 1/2. Gene Ontology annotation, molecular function: DNA binding; structural constituent of chromatin; protein heterodimerization activity. The record is from RefSeq and is a predicted model, not a curated record. Lineage: Eukaryota; Metazoa; Chordata; Actinopteri; Anabantiformes; Osphronemidae. Bases 41 to 415 code for a protein of 124 amino acids. Gene Ontology annotation, cellular component: nucleosome. The transcript has a single exon.